AUGGAACCGGCGGUUCUAGACGAUAUUAUUCGCCGUUUGGUUGAAUUUAGGAGCACGAGGCCUGGAUCGGGGAAGCAAGUUCACCUCAGCGAAGGUGAAAUCCGUCAGCUCUGUGCUGUCUCUAAAGAAAUCUUUCUUCAACAACCUAAUCUCCUCGAACUUGAAGCUCCCAUCAAGAUCUGCGGUGAUAUUCAUGGGCAGUAUUCAGAUCUAUUGAGGCUUUUUGAGUAUGGAGGCUUCCCUCCCGAAGCCAAUUAUUUGUUCUUAGGUGAUUACGUAGACCGUGGGAAGCAAAGCUUGGAAACAAUAUGCCUUCUCCUAGCUUACAAAAUCAAGUACCCUGAGAACUUCUUCUUGUUGAGAGGAAACCAUGAAUGUGCCUCCAUAAAUCGUAUUUAUGGUUUCUAUGAUGAGUGCAAACGCAGGUUCAAUGUCAGACUCUGGAAAAUAUUCACUGAUUGCUUUAACUGUCUUCCUGUGGCCGCCUUAAUUGAUGACAGAAUACUCUGUAUGCAUGGUGGGAUUUCCCCAGAGUUGACAAGUUUGGACCAAAUCAGGAAUAUUCCACGCCCGAUGGAUAUUCCUGACUCGGGUUUGGUAUGUGAUUUACUAUGGUCGGAUCCUAGUGGAGACGUCAAAGGCUGGGGAAUGAAUGAUCGUGGUGUUUCAUACACUUUUGGAGCUGACAAAGUUGCAGAGUUUUUGGAAAAAAAUGACAUGGACCUUAUCUGUCGUGCCCACCAGGUUGUUGAAGAUGGGUACGAGUUCUUUGCAGAAAGACAGCUUGUUACGGUAUUUUCAGCUCCCAACUAUUGCGGGGAAUUCGACAACGCUGGUGCAAUGAUGAGCAUUGAUGAGAGCCUGAUGUGCUCAUUUCAAAUUCUAAAGCCGUCAGAAAAGCGAACGCCAUUUCUAUGA
Arabis nemorensis is the source of this 918-nucleotide messenger RNA. The record is from the annotation of a GenBank genome assembly. Lineage: Eukaryota; Viridiplantae; Streptophyta; Magnoliopsida; Brassicales; Brassicaceae.